ACCCCACGACGAGGAAAAAAAAACUCUUUUCUACUAACACGCGCAGCCCCAGCGAAGCAGCUCAGCGGCGACAAAGGGGGCCCUUUCCGUUGGUCGCCACCGCCACCGCCACCUCGCGUCGGCCCACCCCCCGUUCCUCUGCACGCCCACGCGGGAUCUCGCUCUCGCCCCGAGGAGGGCUCUCCCGCAGGGUUUGCGGCGGGCGAUGGCGAGCCGGGUGAAGGAGGACGAGAAGAACGAGCGGGUCAUACGCGGUCUGCUCAAGCUGCCCGCCAACAAGAGGUGCAUCAACUGCAACAAUUUGGGACCACAAUAUGUGUGCACAAAUUUCUGGACCUUCGUUUGUACCAAUUGCAGUGGAGCACACCGAGAGUUCACUCACCGGGUGAAAUCUGUUUCCAUGGCUAAAUUUACUGCACAAGAAGUCACUGCUCUACAAGGAGGAGGAAAUGAGCGUGCUAGAGAAAUAUUUUUCAAGGAGUGGGAUUCUCAGCGCAAUCCAUACCCUGACAGCGGUAAUACGGACAAAUUGAGGAAUUUCAUCAAGCAUGUUUACGUGGAGCGGAGAUAUACAGGAGAAAGAAGCUCUGAUAGACCACCGAGGGGAAAGGACGAUAAGGAUGAACAUAGCGAAAAUAGAAGAUCUGAUGGAAAUCGGGGUGGUUCAAGAAGUCCACCAUACAAUGAAAGUUACUCUGACCGUCGGAGUUAUAGUGGACGGAGUGAUGACAGAAAUUCCAGACAUUCCUAUGGAGAACGUAGUCCUGGCUAUGACCAGAAUGACUAUAAGAAAAGCCCCCGCCACUUUGAAGUUGUCGAUGAUAGAUCUGGGAAAACAACUCCAGUUCAAAGGUUCGAGGACCGCAGGUUUUCUGAACCACGGAAGCCAGAAACUGGGUCUCCAAAUUACCAGAGAGAAGCCAACGGAUCUAGUCCUCCUGUUGUACGGCCAGUGAGGGAGAUAUUGGGUGAUGAUGCUCCUCAACUUCGGAUUGGCGAACCUCCAAAGCCGAAUGUAGUCAGACCGAUUGACCCUCCAAAACCAAAUGGAACCAGGACCAUUGAGCCUCCACCUCAGGCACAGAGGACAUCUACUGCCAGCAGUAUUGGUUCUUCCGAGGGGAUUUCGGAACAGGCGAAGGCAGCAACUCCAGUCAGUUUAAUUGAUUUUGGUGCAGAUCCUGAACCUACUGCAUCUGCCCCGCCAUCACAGACAGCCCCUACACCCCAGCAGCAGCCAGUUAGUGCACAGCCUAUUAACGCAACAGCGCCGCAACAUGUUCUUGAACAAGGCAAAAGUGCUCCAUCAGUGAGCGGCGGUGAUUGGGCAUCUUUUGAUGCUUUUGGCCAGCAGCAACAAACACCACAAGCAGGCAGCACCGUAAAUCCGCUUGAGUCUGUGCUUGCACAACUAUCAUUCUCCGAAACACCCUCUGCCUCCAAUACGUCAGCCUUUUCAACUUCUGUUGAUCCGCAAGCAAAUGGAGGACAGUUUUCCAUGAUAGAUCCAUCACAUUCUUCAUUAUUUGGUCCACCCGUUGGAAUCUCAGGCAAUCAGGUCUCAACAGGAAUGCCUGUCCAAGGAUCUGCAGUUCAUCAAUCUGCGGUGGCUGCCUCUAUGGGUGGUCUUCCAUCUCAUUUGCCUUCAAAUUCUCAAGGAACCAGUGGUAUUCAAGAAGCAACGUCUUCUCAUGACAGCAAAUCCAGUGGGCGGACAGCACUUCCAGUGGAUUUCUUUACUUCACUAUAUCCAUCAGCAACUCCAGCAAUGCCUGGCUGGCAGAGAGCUCCCCAGUCUGGAAUGGGAUUUGGUAUGCAGUAUCCUGCUGCAAUGUUGCAGGGAAUGCAUUCAUAUCCUCAGGCAGCAUUUUCUCAACCUACGUAUCAACAACCUACAUAUCAACAACCUAUGUAUCAGCAACCUACAUACCAACAACCUACGUAUCAACAGCCUGUAUAUCAGCAAAAUGCGUAUCCCCAACCUGCGAAAGCUUCAAACCCUUUUGACCUCGGAAAUGAGGCAGCUCCAAUUCAAGCUCACAUGUCCCUAUCUGGACCACUGGGAGCAUCAGCAGGCGCUACUAACCCAACAUUAGUUGGUAACUCUAGUUUUGGAGUUCCACCUCAGCAGCCUCAGCAGAUGUAUCGGCCAUCUGUACAUCAAAACCAUUACAUGAUGCAGCAUGUUUCAAACAACAUGCCUGAGCAGCUACCUAAUGGCAUGCUUCCAAGGCAACAAGGAGGUGCUGGUUCCCUCGGCAUCGGCUAUGAUCAACAAGCUGCUCCUAGGUAUUCCCAGCCAAACACCCCACCUUCCUAUGGUGCUGUGGGUGGAAAUCCUUUUGGGUAAAAGGCUUAUCAAAUGUGGACAUACCAUUUUACCUGUUUAUGGUAUCUUGUGUAUCUUCAGACCACUGGUUUGUGGUGCCCACUGCCCAGUGAGAUCGAAUGCACAAAGCCCUGGAGAAAAUUUGUUUCAUAUUACUGGUUAUGUGUUUGUCACUGUAGCUCCAUGUAACUUGAUCUGGAAGGUGGAAGCGACGUGGGGCAUAAGCUUCAGGAGCAGGAGUUCUGCGGUUCUUCUAGCCCCUAUUUUCUUGUAUAUUUGUGUUUGGUGUUCUGUAUGCGUUGCGUCCGGUGUAUAUUCAGAGACCCUAUGCCUUGUAUGGUUUUUGAUUGGGAUCUUUCAAGCGGCCAUAUCUGAUAGUGUACUUAGUUCAGAAUGUUAUUUUUAGUCCAGCUGGCUAUUUCAAUUUUAAUGUUUAUUGCAAUGCAUGAUUGAAGGAUGUAUAAUUGUGAUUAAUCAGUUGUUUUAGUCUCACGCUAUUAUUGCAUUA
Molecule: messenger RNA, 2837 nt
Organism: Triticum urartu
Lineage: Eukaryota; Viridiplantae; Streptophyta; Magnoliopsida; Poales; Poaceae
Gene: NIG
Product: NSP (nuclear shuttle protein)-interacting GTPase
Molecular function (GO): GTPase activator activity
Source: RefSeq, a predicted model, not a curated record